CCUCGCUGCGUUGUCCUGACCUUGUCCUAAUCGCACUACGAAAUAUUCACAACACUAGCAAUCCUGAACAGCGCUUCUUUGAUCGGCUAUUCAUCGUCGGUUACCUUGCCAAGUAAUUGACUGCACAAAUCCUAUCAUGCCUUCCCAGCUACCGUCGAGCUUUGCCUCUGCUGCCGCUGGUCAAAUGCGAGAUUCGCGAGGGAACCCUAGAGGCGAUGCCGUUCGCGGAUCGGGGAGCGGUGAAUGGCCACGAGCCAACGGAACUAGGACUUUUCGCCGCCCCUCCACCACACCAUUCACCACGUCCGCCGCAGCAAACCCGGCCGACAAUUCACAACAGUCUGCUGGUGAUGUAGCGCCCUUGUCUGCAAACUCCCAGCCUGCUACAUCCGACCCGAACGCGCUUCGCUAUUCGAAGGAAGAAUUGUUGGACAUCUACCAAAAAUACAAAAACUCCGAGCCUUCGUCGCAGAUUAACCCAUCGAGUCUCUUCAUGCCGAACUGGAACCCGACGCAGGUGAACGGCAGUUCUUCGAGGGGCUGGGGUAAACCUAGUGGCGACUCUUCCCAUGUCCCUCAAGAUCCGACUGUCUGCUGGGACCAGGAUGGCAAUGUAAGGCCUGUUGGCCUGGAAGAAAUGACGGCGGAAGAGCGCGAGAUGUUUGCCACCGAUGUCAAUUCCCCGCUCAAGCCCUUGCAGCCGCAGGCUAAGGAAGGUAGUCACCAAGGUGUCGGGGGUGGCCCGAAUGGACGUAAGACCUCCAUCAGCGUUGGGACCACGGCGAAUCACCCGACUUCAUCCCCGUCAACUGCCUCGCGGCCUGGCACUCGCCGACGAGAGACGGGCGAUACCAAUCCGUUUUCGACUGCUGCCUUAGCCUCCCCCACGGGUACUGGCCGUCUGCCAAGAGAUGACGCAUGGCUUCCGCGCCGGAGCACCGAGCUGAAGGAGUCGAUUACCGACGAACCCGAGGAGGACGUCAAUACACGCGAACCGCUUGUUCGAGGCCAGUCCUUUGGUCUUCCGCGUAUCAAUACCGCUGCCACUGCCGGGUUCGGAGCUCCCUCGCUCUGGGGAACCCCGUCCGGCUCUGUAUCCGCAGGAAUCGGCGCCUUUGGGAGUUUUGCACUGAACUCGUCUGCAAUCGCGGAUAAUAAGCGAUUCGGCGCUUCCGGGAGCCGUCUUGCUCAUCUGAUUCCCAAGGAAUCGGCAGAGAACGUGGCGGGAAAGGCAGGCGAAGCCGCUAAUGUCGAGGGGAAUCGUGGAUGGCGACCCCGGCAGCGCACCGAUACUGACCCCUUUGCCGGCACCGGCGAACCCAGUGUUUCGGGCAGCGCGAUCCUUGGCGGAGCACAGGACAACAGCCCACCCUUGAGCUCUCAACAUCAGCGUGUCGGGUUGUUCGACACCUCAGUCAAAGGGAAUGCCGGCGACUUUGGAAUGUCUGGACUCAACCUAGGCGGACAUGGAGCAAACGGCCCUGCGAGUCCCUCAGAGACAAAUCCUUACCGGAGCCCGCUGGCGGACCGUGGCGACGAUGGGCAUGACGACGAUACGGAGAAGCAUGGCCAUUCCGGAUUGUCUACCGACCCACCGCAUAAUUUUGGCACCCUCCCGAGAACUUUCGGCGCCAAUGCGUUCGACGGCAGCGACCGAAGCCAGACCUCUAGUGUUGGCGCGAAAGGAUUUGCUUCAGUAAACCCCCUCACUGGAUGGCCGGCAGUUCCGUCUGCUGGCACACCGGACCGUGAGCGUCAAUUCCACAAUGCUUUUGGGGGUAGCCUAUUCAGCCCGUUGGAAGGCCUUCCGUCUCCCGGCCUGGGAGGUUUAGGCAGUAUGUUCAGCGCGUCCAGUGCCGGGCUCGGCCGAGGCAGCAAGUUGAACUCGCUCUUCACCCCCGCGAUGCAAGCUCAGAUGCAAGGUCAAGACCAGGAGAAUCUGAGUGAUUCUGUGCCGGAUUUGAGACAAAGCAACCCUCUGGGUGCCAUCGGUCGAGGCCCUAUCGGCUCACAGCAUCGUGAUACCGGUAGUCCGGUCCGGUCGGGCAGAGUCGCUUUUGAUGAGCUUUACGACCCCAACCGGUCACCUUUUGCGACCUCUGAGCAACCCCAACCCGGCCUUACAACCACAUCUCAGGGGCAGUCAUUCCUCCCUACUUCGUCUGCCGGCCUUCCAUUCCCGUCCACGCAGUCAGCCGGGGACCCUUCAGCCCCACGUAUGAUGGUAAUGCCCGACCGUAUGAGAUGGGUCUACCUGGAUCCCCAAGGCACCAUGCAGGGUCCCUUCAACGGACUGGAGAUGAAUGAUUGGUACAAGGCAAACUUCUUUACGGCUGAUCUUCGCGUGAAGCGAGUCGAAGACCAAGAUUUUGAACCACUUGGCCAGCUUAUUAGACGCAUCGGGAACUCGCGCGAGCCUUUCCUCGUGCCUCAGAUGGGGGUCGCACAUGGGCCUAAUCCUCCCGGAGGCUCUUUCCCUAUCGGAGGGCCUGAGGCUAUUCCCCCACUGCAGAACGCAUUCCCGUCGUUUGGCAGGACUCUGACGGCCCAGCAACAGAAUGAUCUGGAGCGCAGGAAACAAGAAGAGCAGCUUUAUCACGCCAGAGCGCGCGAGAUGGCCCAUCAUCACCACCAGACGACAUUCGGUAGACUGCCGAUGCAGCCAGGAGUGCCCGGCUCGCUCCAGCACCACUCCAGCGCCCACAGCCUUCAGAGCCAGCCGAGCUUCGGAAGCAUGGCUUCGCCAAUCGGCAUGCCUCCACAGCCCCAGCUCGGGAACAUUGCCCCAAACGCGUCUUUUUUUGACGCACCUGCGGGCAUGGGACAGGUUCAGUCCCAGCCUGGUAUCGGACCCGCGCCAGACCAAUUCUCCCAGGAUCUGAAUUUCGGCGAGCGCCAGGUGCUGGCAAACAUGCAGUCAGGCGGGAGCGUUGGUUUUACGUUGCAGCCUACUGGAGGUGAUGGCACUGGACUUCGCAGUCAGUUACCAGGAAUUGAUCAACUUCAGAGGGACCCCCAGGGAUUCAGCACUAGGAUUCAAGAGUUCCACGAUCUGCGCGCGCAGCACGAUGCCGAGGAAGCCGCAGCCAAAGAGCGCCUCGCCGAUGUGAGGGAGGACAAGACUGAUGUCACCUCGGCGGGUGCUGGUGCCACCGCCGCCAAGCAGGUCAUUGAGACGACGUCGGAAGUUGCUAUCACCAAGAAGGGCGACGUUCAGUCUCGGACGGAACUUUCGCUUACUGAGCGGGUCCGGCGAACACAGGCUGACGCAGCUGCUGCGGAUUCCAAACCUGUUCAGCAGCUGUCCACUUCGGGACUUCCGAUGCCGUUUCCCCCACCGUUGCGGUCCGGCAGCCCCAUUCCGGCACCACUUGCCAAACGGCCCCAGUCAAGCCUCCCCAUACAGUACGACGAUCGGUCUGCGUCUGGAACCCCCGAUUCGUCUUCUGACGCGCCUGCACUGGCCCCGCCUCCCACGGCGCCCUGGGCGCCACAGCCGGGAACGGAAGCGCACAGGGGACCUAGCCUUAAGGAGAUUCAGGAGGCCGAAGCUAAGAAGGCGGCUAAGAGAGAGGAGGCCGCUGCUGCCUUGCGUCGUGCUGCCAUGGAACAGGAAGCGGCCGCUCUCCGUGAGCGAGAGAAGGCCGCGGCCGUGGGCACGGGAUUGCCACCCACUAGCACAUGGGGUACGGGGUCGCCAGUCGGCGCUCCGGCUACAGGCAGUCCGUGGAAGCAACCCGCCGUUGCCAAGGGCAUUGCCGCUGGCACCGCCUCAGCAAGCGCCGCUGCCAAAAAGACGCUGGCCGACAUUCAGCGCGAGGAGGAAGCCCGAAAGCAAAGGGCCAGAGAGGCGGCUGCCGUCCAGUCCAGCGCCGCCUUAGCAUCUUCUAUGGGUAAGCGCUAUGCGGACCUAGCAAGCAAGAGCUCAACACCGCCCGGCCUGGCCGCUGCCGUCCCGGCGGCCAGUGGUGGAUGGUCGACAGUUGGGGCUGGUGGUAAGGUUAAAAUCCCUACCGGACCUGCCGCGCAGUCCCGCACAGUCAGUGCGAGCAGCGUCAAGGUGUCGGUCACGCCGACCGUGUUGAAGUCUGCGUCGAAACAAGCCUCGAUCGGAUCGAGCGACGCUAAGAGCGUGGCUUUGGAGGAGUUCAAGAGGUGGCUCAACCGAGAGCUUGUUCGCGGUCUUAAUGGUGUCGCUAAUAUUGACGUCUUCGCUUCCAACUUGCUGGAAUUGCCUCUUGAUGCUCUGCUCCUUGCAGAACAAGUGUAUCAGUACAGCACUACAAUGGACGGUCGUCAUUUCGGCGAAGAAUUUGUCCGCCGGAAGAAGCAGGCAGACAGGGGAAUCAUCGAAAAGGACCCGGUUGCUGCGCUGGCCGUCGAGAGCAAGAACAGCAACAACGGUGGCUGGAGCGAGGUGGCGAAGAAGGGCAGCAGCAGCAACACGCCGAAGGAAGAUGCUAACGUCCCCGGUUUUAAGGUUGUGACGACUAAGAAAGGGAAGGGCAAGAAGUAGGCGGGUGCUUGACUUUGACGGCGCCUCGCCUUAUUCUACCUGCGAGUGCGGGUGUUCUUGGGCUUGGGCCCGCGUUGUACAAGUUUCCGGCUCGUUUGUUUUUCGCUUUCGAGUAAUUGCCCCAAGCACAAGCGCUCACUGGCUUCAGAUGGAGCGAGCGAUGGCGUUGAGCGCCCUUGUUGGAGCCAUUUCUACACCAUCGAAUCUGGAGGGGGAAAACGUCUCGGGGCUUUGUGUUUGGCCAACUUGUAUCAGCUACGACGGGGGAAUUAGUGUAGCCGAAGGAGGCAUCGUGUGUAUUGUGGUGUUGUGUGUAUUGUGGUAGUUAGGUAUUUAGUAGAACAAGUGUACUCUAGCGCAGUAUCAUUACCAACUCUGGUUGCGAUGCGUUCUCUACAAAUAUAAGUAAUGUACGGUG
Molecule: messenger RNA, 4934 nt
Organism: Lasiosphaeria miniovina
Lineage: Eukaryota; Fungi; Ascomycota; Sordariomycetes; Sordariales; Lasiosphaeriaceae
Exons: 3
Coding region: 137-4516 (1459 amino acids)
Cellular component (GO): cytosol
Molecular function (GO): protein binding
Source: RefSeq, a predicted model, not a curated record